AUGUCAAGUCAGUUUCUAUACCUAUAGAAAUACCCCUACAUAAUUAAUUGAUAAUAUAAUAAAAGUAGUACCUACAUACCUAUCUUUAAUAUCUUCAAUAUUUUUUUGUGAUAAUUUGCUUUGCUUCAAUGAAACAGACUGGUAGUUAAAUUUAACAAGUAAUAAUGGUGAUCCCACUAUAUGUUGAAGAAGGUGUCGCGUAUGUUUGGAAUGCUGAUGAUUGGCAUCUUCUUCGAACAGAACAUCGAAUAUGUGGUUCCUUGAUCGGGUCAAUUGCCUCUUAUCCUAGGCAAAAUGAUUAUCUAGGUUUGCCAAUGGCACUUAUGCCAGAAGAAGCAGCACUUCUUGUGGAUAAUGGUACAUGCAAAUUGUUUGUUUUGGAAAAUCUUAUAAAUAAACCAACAAACAAGCAAAAGGUGGAAUAUAAGGCACACAUAAAUAGGGUAUCAGAAGAACAAAAAGAAGUGCUGAAGAAGAAGAAAAUAGAGCAAAUGUCACAAAAAAUUGACAUAAUUAUAGCUGGGAAGAGGCAAAAAUUGUUAUCUAAGGGUAUAAAAGAUGUCUUCUUGGAUAAACAGACAUUAUUACAGGAAGAAAUAAAUAAGUUGCCAGUAUUGCCUUCUGCUCACCUUUUGGUACAUUUGCCAACAGAAAUCAACAUAGAGACAGAUAGAAAAGAAACCAGUAAAGACAUACUUCUUCCUUCUAUUGAAACCCCAAAGGGCUCUCUAAAAUACACAGUUUUUAGAGAUCUAUGGGAAAAGGGUCAUCAUAUUACUGAUGGCGCAAAAUUUGGUUCAGAUUAUCUUGUCUACCCAGGUGACCCUGUAAAAUUUCAUGCCAUGUACAUGGUAAGAUGUAUAUCUGAUGAAGCUAAACUAUUUCAGCCUUCAAAUCUUGUUUCAUAUGGAAGGUUGUCAGUUGCAGUAAAUAAGUUAGCAGUAUUCGCAUUUCGUAACAGCUUCGGGAAAAUCGAAUAUCAGACAUUGCAGUGGCAUGAUAGUGCAAGUUGAUAAUAAACAAUGUUUUCAAUAAGUAAUUAGUUGUUUUAUUGAAUACAUAAUUUAAAAAAGCAAAUCUUCAUUCUAAUCGCAGUAUGAAACUUGUAGAGACAAGAUUUGAUUUUUAAGCUACAUUUUCUGGAAAUUCCGGAGCGAAGCAAAAGCAAGUA
Molecule: messenger RNA, 1171 nt
Organism: Amyelois transitella
Lineage: Eukaryota; Metazoa; Arthropoda; Insecta; Lepidoptera; Pyralidae
Gene: Tsen34
Product: tRNA-splicing endonuclease subunit Sen34
Exons: 7
Coding region: 165-1013 (282 amino acids)
Biological process (GO): tRNA-type intron splice site recognition and cleavage; tRNA splicing, via endonucleolytic cleavage and ligation
Cellular component (GO): tRNA-intron endonuclease complex
Molecular function (GO): tRNA-intron lyase activity; nucleic acid binding
Source: RefSeq, a predicted model, not a curated record